Podospora anserina S mat+ is the source of this 1293-nucleotide messenger RNA. RefSeq lists its product as uncharacterized. The record is from RefSeq and is a predicted model, not a curated record. Lineage: Eukaryota; Fungi; Ascomycota; Sordariomycetes; Sordariales; Podosporaceae. Gene Ontology annotation, cellular component: nucleus; cytoplasm. The transcript is spliced from 2 exons. Bases 1 to 1293 code for a protein of 430 amino acids. Gene Ontology annotation, molecular function: protein-folding chaperone binding; protein folding chaperone.
AUGUCUUCACCAAACAAAAGACUCCAGCAUUACAACAUGCUUGGAGUUCGCCCAGAUGCGACUUCUGCUGACGUCAAGAAGGCAUACCAUCGAAUGGCUCGCCUGAGGCAUCCCGACAAGCAUGGCAACUCUGCCGCUGCCACAGCGGACUUUCAGGAGCUGCAACAAGCCUACGAGAUUCUCUCUGACCCCAAAGCAAGGCAUACUUACGACCAGACCAUCGCCACCAAGCUGUCGAGGACAGAGCAGGCGCGGCGCAGGUAUGCCGAGCUCCUUGAUCGCGUACAACGGGAUUCGGCAAGGGUACAGCCCACUGUCGACUACAAACGGCGGCUCUUUGAAGCGUUCACCUUUCGGCUGAAACAAAAGCAACGGGCCUACGAUGUUGCACAACGGCGUAUUAUCGACGCGAAGGCUUUUGUUGUCAUCAGCGAUGAUGACAGCGACGAGCCAGCCCAAUCUCCUCAAAGUGAUACCCAACAUGCUUCGACAGGCGAGAUGCCCCCUCAAACUGUCCAAGACCUCGAUCUUGCCAAGCAAGACCACCAAAAGGCGACUGCGGACAUGCGAGACGCCGAAACCAACUGGAAAAGACUGAAGGAGGAGGUGGACGUCCUUUUGGACAAGGUUUGGAGCUCAGAGAAGGAAUGCGCAGAGCUGGAAAAGGAACACAACCCUCGCUGGCAGGACAGUCAAACAGCACAGAUACCAAGCCCGCUUUCUUUUCAUGGUGGUCCUCAAACUAUGUCACAAGGGCGUCCGUCACAGUAUGAAGCUUCUCAGUAUCCUCCAAACCCAUCGCCCACCACGCCGCCACCACGCUCACAUCGACAGAGGUCAUCCGAAGCCCUACCGACCUUCUCUCCUCGUCCAUCCUACAGCUCUACCAGGCCACCGCCUGGCCAGGAACAGCACUAUCAGCGGGCGAGAUCUUUUUCAUUUCAUGGAUCAAACUUCCGACACCCUCCGCCUCCCCAGCCACCUUGGCAACAUCACCAGCGGUCGAUGGCAACUCCCCACCCCUUCGGGGCGAUGGAAACUGAGAUCAAGAUACUGAGGACCUUUCUCGCGGAGAAGAACAGGAUUGUGAACAGUCUACUUCAGAAGAACCUAGCUCUGGAGGAUGAGGUCCAACGGCUGAGGCGCAUGUUGGACCAAGCGAACAACUCACCAGUGCACAAAAGUGGCGACGUGGAACCGACAACCAGGAAGAAGAGGGGAAGGCCGAGGAAUGAUACUCGCGAUUCUGCUAACACUGAUGGCAGAGGGCCUAAGGCUGCCAGGACGGGUUGA